Molecule: messenger RNA, 447 nt
Organism: Parnassius apollo (apollo)
Lineage: Eukaryota; Metazoa; Arthropoda; Insecta; Lepidoptera; Papilionidae
Source: the annotation of a GenBank genome assembly
AUGGAAGGAUCGGGGACUGGUAAGUUUGAUUCUGUGGUGACGGAGAUGGUGAUGAAUGGAUCGGUGAUUGGUAGGUUUGGUUCUGUGGUGACGGAGAUAGCGAUGGUUGAAUUGAAGACUGGUAAGUUUGGUUCUGUGGUGACGGAGAUGGUGAUGAAUGGAUCGGUGACUGGUAGGUUUGGUUCUGUGGUGACGGAGAUCGCGAUGGUUGGAUUGAAAACUGGUAAGUUUGGUUCUGUGGUGACGGAGAUGGUGAUGAAUGGAUCAGUUACUGGUAGAUUUGGUUCUGUGGUGACGGAGAUGGCGAUGGAUGGAUUGAAGACUGGUAAGUUUGGCUCUGUGGUGACGGAAAUGGUGAUGAAUGGAUCGGUGUCUGGUAGGUUUGGUUCUGUGGUGACGGAGAUGGCGAUGGUUGGAUUGAAGACUGAGUGUUUGGUUCUGUGGUGA